Molecule: messenger RNA, 1594 nt
Organism: Saccostrea echinata
Lineage: Eukaryota; Metazoa; Mollusca; Bivalvia; Ostreida; Ostreidae
Exons: 2
Coding region: 197-1546 (449 amino acids)
Source: RefSeq, a predicted model, not a curated record
UAUGACAUUUCAAAUAAGGAAUUCAUUUUUCACAUUGAUGUACUCUGAUCUGUUAAUUAUCGUUGAAACCGAGAUGAUAUUGCUGUGGUUUAAUCGGGAUGUCCCCAGCUGACAGUAAAAAGACUUAUUUGAAUUGCCCCAGUUAACAGAUAGCACAAGCAGCUUCUGUCCACCCAUCAUAGUCAUUUCUUAAAAAAUGUCUGGACGGCACAGUGAAAGUUCUCCACUUAUCAAUCUUCCAUCUGUUGUGGCAUCAAAGAUCUUGAGCUAUUUACCUUGGCAGGAAAAAACGAUUGUAGCUAGUGUCAUCCCAUCUUGGACAGAGGCCCUAAGAUGUACAGAAGCCUGGAGUUGUGUAAAUUAUGGCCCAGAAAUUGAUGAUAAUGUCUAUUUUGUCACAGCAGGGAGAGCUGAUUUUGUGACCUGUGUGAAACAAUAUGGAAAUUUUAUGAGAUCCAUUCACCUUUGUUUUGGACACAUAAUAGCUCACCCAAUGGAACCUACGGGAGAACAGAUUUUGAUGUUAAUACAUAAGAGAUGUGGUAAUCUAACAGCGCUUCAUGUAGAACAAGAAGUCCCUGAGGGUUCUCACACUGUUCUCUCAUAUCACUGGCCAUCUUCAGCUGGUGUUCUUAUUAACAGUAUGGCAGUUGAAUUCAAAUCUCUGAAAUUGAUUUCUCUCAGUCAACCUGUUAUCGUAUGGAACCAAGAAGAUAAAGAGAAUAUACUGUUGAUAUUGACAUGCAGUAGUGCUGCAAGUAAAAUCACGGAAUUAGAAUUAACCUACCUCUCACUCAUAAAUCAGGAAGGAAAACUUCAGCUGUUGAAAAACUUCACAGGUCUUCGAAAAUUAACUGUUCGCAGAGAGAAGGUAAACAAUGACAUUCUGUUACACCUUGUAAAACACUCUUUGAAGGAGCUCAUUCUUUAUCAGGAAGAGGAAUUACCUUAUAAAGAUCAACAAGACCUUGGAGAAAAUUUCUGGUUAGAGGUCAAAAAGGUGUGUCCUACCUUUAGAGUGGACUUAAUUCUGAGAUAUGUUAUGAUUCUAAAGAUUCUCUUUCCAUCCAGUAUGCCACUCAGGAACUUAGUGUUGGAUUUUCUUGUUAAUGUGAUGACAAAGGGAAUUAUGGAUCACAUCUCAGAUUGUUAUAAGGACACAUUACAAAGGUUUACAUACACCAACUCUUUCUUAGAAAAUGAGGAGAUGGGAGAUUCCAGAGUCCCUGCAUCACUUAUCAGCCUUGCUCAAAAGUGCUCUCAUCUUGAAACUCUAGAGUAUGGAUUUCCAUUAUCAAGUUCUUCAAUUUUCUUAAUUGCUCAAUCAAGGAAACUGAAGAACUUGGUUGUUCCAUCUGUAGAAGUUUCCUAUGUUAAUGAAAUAUCUACAGAUAUCUCUGGAUCCAAGGCAGAGGAGUACAUAAACUUCAUAAAUGAUGCUGAAAAUUCUAGAAAAACUUUAGAAACAGCUGUGUCUCAUAUACUAGGGUACCAUUGGACUUUGCAUGAUGGUCCACUGAAAGUGAAUGAACGAAUCAAAUUUUGAUGGUUGUUUUUACGUAAUGAUGUAUAAGAAUUAAAGGAUUAUACUUAG